Messenger RNA from Heterocephalus glaber (naked mole-rat), 1597 nucleotides. Lineage: Eukaryota; Metazoa; Chordata; Mammalia; Rodentia; Bathyergidae. The record is from RefSeq and is a predicted model, not a curated record.
CAGAUCUGACCUCCCUGCAACUCUCCCAGUCUCGCGAUAACUGGUCCCGCCUGGGAGACCAGCCCGCUGCUGUUUCCGACGGGGCUGCCAUGUUGUGAUUGGAGACCCAGCCCCUCCCAGAACCCGCCCUGUGCGGGCAGCGACCCCGCGCAGGAGCCCUGGGCCCCAGACCACAUUGAAAGCACAGCAGCUGUAGGGAUCCGAGCCCAGAGAGCGUGGAAUCCCCCAUGGCUGCGACGCACGCAGGACCCCGGCCCGCGGGCAGCCCUGGCCGCUUCCUCCCCGCCGCCCUCGUCCUCCUGCUGACCCUGUGUCUGGACCCCGCCGCAGCCCUGGCCCCCGAGCUCGCGGAGGUGGAGCCAGCCCCGCGCCUCAGCGUGACGUUCAACCCGAAGUCGCGGAGGCUGACUUGGGACUGCCGGGAAAACGCCACCGACGCCAGGUGUUUCAUGCUUCACAAGGAGAAGGGACCCAUUGAAAUCAAGCCCUGGGGGAAGGCGUGCGCGUGCACCUUCAACUAUGCCCCGCUGCACGGAGGGGUCACCUUCGAGGUCCAUGCCACCGUGCGGGGCAGGCCCGUCCGGGAGGAGCUGCUGUACCCCAACCCAGGGCACGAGGGCACGGCCGCCCGCAACUUCUCCUGCUUCAUCUACGACGCCGGCUCCCUGAACUGCACGUGGGCCCGGGGUCCCGCGGCGCCCGGAGACGUCCAGUACUUCCUGUUCAUCGAGAACACCAAGACGCAGACGGAGCAGGAAUGUCCCCUGUACAGUCCGGACUCGGGGACCCACACCGGCUGCCACCUGCGGGACCUGUCGGCCCUGGGCUUCCGGAACUACUUCCUGCUGAACGGAACCAGCCUGGCGGCCCCCAUACAAUACUUUGAUUCCAUUUGGACCGCAAAGGAAAUAGAGCGACUGAGCCCGCCGGACAAUGUCACCGUGUACUGCAACACAUCACACUGCCGCAUCAGAUGGAGACCCCCACAGACCUGGAUACCUCUGACCUACAAGGACUUCACAUACCAGCUGGACAUCCAGAGACGGCACGCUGGGCUUGGCAGCGGGACCCCUCCGGUCCAGGUGGCGGGCGAGGCGGAGAAUGAGUACUGCUUCCCCAGCCCCGAGCCCCGCGCCAGGCAGGCGGUGCGCGUCCGGGUUGCAGAUGUGCGAGGUGGGCCCUGGAGCGCGUGGAGUCGGCCGGCGGCGUUCGGCUCUGACACCCGGGCGGGCCCGGCCCUGCGCCUCUACGUCCCGGUGGUGCUGGGCACCCUCGUAUGCGCCCUGGUCCUCGGCUUCCUCUUCAGAAGGUUUGUUGGGCUCCGUGCUCUGUGCCCCCGCGUGCCACAGGUCAAGGAUAAAGUGAGCAGCGUGGAUGGAGUCGCCCACCAGGUGCCCUGGGAGGACUUCGCCCCCGGCAUCAGGAAAGGCGAGCUCGAGGACGUGUUGACGGUGGAGGAAGUGUCCUGAGCCUGUGAUGCGCGGCAGCGAGAGCCGGGAGAUUCAGGCUGCACCACGCACACACCUGGAGGCGUUGGGGCUCUGGCAUUUGGAGCAUUUCUGUGUUUUAUUUUUUAAAAUAUUCUUUUGCAAACGUG